GUUUGCGAGAAGCGGGAGGCGAGUACUAGAGCGCUAGAAGCAUGCUCCCAGCCCAGCUCAACCAGCAGAUGAACUGCAGAUCACGGGCUCAGGAUUACAUGCAAGCUGCACAGACACUCUGCUGCUCUAUCUAACAGUCAGGCUGGCUGUUCACUGGUCCUGGGGACACGAAAGAGUACCACGGUGUGCAGGCCACUGGACAAAAGCAUGCAACCGGAGGAUGUCUAAGGCUGUUGGGGGCUGCAGAUUUUCCCCUUGUCAAGGGAUCCCUAUGGGAAUGCUUGCCCUGUGGUGUUCACUAAGCUUUUUCCUGGUGACUGUGAGUGGAGUCCCAGCAGCCAGGCUACCUAUCACAGAGGCCAAGGAGAACAGAGGGAACAGAAAACCAGCAGAUUAUCUCAUCGAAGAGCCCGCCCAACUGGAUGAACUCAUAUUUGGGAUUGGAGAAACCAUAGAGUUGUCCUGCAGUGCAGAAGGUUCCUCCAUGGCUACCUCGUGGUUUAAAGAUGGUAUUGCCAUCUUUGCAAACAACAGAACACGUACACAACAGAACCUGCUGAAGAUAAUCAAUGUAUCCUAUGAUGAUUCUGGGAUCUAUAGCUGCCGAGUGUGGCCUUACAGUGAAAUUCUCCGCAAUUUUACCAUAAGAGUAUCAGAACUUCCAUCAUCAGGCGACGAUGAAGAUGAUGAGGAAUCGGAGGACAGAGAACCUCCCUAUUGGACCCAGCCAGACAAAAUGGCAAAAACACUGACUGCCGUUCCUGCUGCUAGCACGAUACGUUUCCGUUGCCCUGCUGCUGGUAAUCCUACUCCUACCAUUUACUGGCUGAAAAACGGAAAGGAAUUCAAAGGGGAGCAUCGUAUCGGUGGCAUCAAACUUCGACAUCAACAGUGGAGCCUAGUGAUGGAAAGUGUGGUACCAUCAGACAAAGGGAACUACACGUGUGUGGUUGAGAACAAGUACGGAAGCAUCCGACAAACCUAUCAGUUGGAUGUUCUUGAGCGGUCCUCUCACAGGCCCAUACUCCAGGCGGGAUUACCUGCCAAUCAGACUGUGGUAGUCGGAAGUGAUGUGGAGUUUCACUGUAAAGUCUACAGUGAUGCACAGCCCCAUAUUCAGUGGCUGAAACAUGUAGAAGUAAAUGGUAGCAAGUUUGGUCCCGACGGUGACCCUUAUGUCUCCAUCCUACAAUCCAAGACCAGCAACACCACAGAAGCAGAUAGUAGACUAAAAUUAAAUAAUGUGACAGAAAACGACCAAGGAGAAUAUCUGUGUAGAGCCAAGAAUUCCAUAGGGUUAGCCGAAGCUUCUUAUUGGCUCUACAUAUACAAACCAUCGGCAGGGGAGCUUAUAGAGAAAGUGAACACGGCACCCACCAGUUCAAUCACCAUUCUCAUCGUUGUCACAGCUGCUGUUAUUUUAAUUUUGUCGAUCAUCAUUAUCGUCACCUAUCGAAUGAAGGUCCCUUCCAAGAAGGCAAUGAACACGCCAACGGUGCAAAAGGUCUCAAAGUUUCCACUAAAGAGACAGCAGGUGUCUCUGGAAUCCAACUCUUCCAUGAAUUCCAACACCCCAUUGGUGAGAAUUACCCAUCUCUCCUCCAGUGAUGGAGCCAUGUUGGCCAACGUGUCAGAACUAGGUCUUCCUCCAGAUCCCAAGUGGGAGCUCCCAAGAUCCCGCCUUACUCUAGGAAAACCUCUAGGAGAGGGAUGUUUUGGCCAAGUAGUGAUGGCUGAAGCUAUCGGCAUUGAUAAGGAUAAGCCAAACAAAGCUGUUACCGUAGCUGUAAAAAUGUUGAAAGAUGAUGCAACUGACAAGGACCUCUCCGACCUAGUCUCUGAAAUGGAAAUGAUGAAAAUGAUUGGAAAACACAAAAAUAUCAUCAAUUUACUUGGAGCCUGUACGCAGGACGGGCCUCUGUAUGUAUUGGUUGAAUAUGCUUCUAAAGGAAACCUUCGGGAAUAUCUACGAGCUCGACGCCCACCUGGCAUGGAUUAUUCUUUCGAUACAUGUAAAAUCCCAGCAGAGCAGCUGACUUUUAAGGAUCUGGUGUCCUGUGCUUACCAGGUGGCCCGUGGCAUGGAGUAUCUGGCGUCUCAAAAGUGUAUUCACAGAGACCUUGCAGUUAGGAACGUGUUGGUAACAGAAGACAACGUCAUGAAGAUUGCAGACUUCGGACUGGCCAGAGACAUCCACAACAUAGAUUACUAUAAAAAAACUACAAAUGGUCGGCUGCCUGUGAAAUGGAUGGCUCCAGAAGCAUUGUUUGAUCGGGUCUACACUCAUCAGAGCGAUGUAUGGUCAUUCGGGGUGCUGUUGUGGGAGAUAUUUACGCUUGGAGGGUCUCCAUACCCAGGGAUCCCAGUAGAAGAACUCUUUAAGCUCUUAAAAGAAGGUCACAGAAUGGACAAGCCAGCAAACUGCACUCACGAGCUAUAUAUGAUAAUGAGAGAGUGCUGGCACGCUGUCCCAUCACAAAGACCGACCUUCAAGCAGCUGGUGGAAGACCUAGACCGUAUCCUCACUGUGACAUCUACUGAUGAGUACCUCGACCUAUCAGUGCCAUUUGAGCAGUAUUCGCCUGCUUGCCAGGAUAGUCACAGUACCUGCUCUUCUGGAGAUGACUCUGUGUUUGCCCAUGACAUUCUUCCUGAUGAACCAUGUCUUUCUAAACACCAGCAAUACGAUGGUGUAAUCCGAACAUGAUUCCAGAAGAUAACAAACAUAGAAGGAAUGUAGACUUGAGGCACGUGGACAAAAUUGUCCUGUUUGGCAAGGAUUGUAAUUUUUUUUUGUUUUUGAGCCGUAGAAUUUACUUGCUGUACAAGAAGUCACGAAGCACUGUUUGGCCUGAAGGAACUAAUCUUGUGUCAAGAUAGAAAAAAUAUAUAUAAAUUAAAAUAUAUACUAUAAAUAUAUAUAUAUAUUUUAAAGAGAUUGUUGAAACUUGGGAGUCUCGUAAAAGCGACCUCUUGUUAUCCACUGUUGAGCGACCAUUCUGUGCCUGUAAUGCAAAGAAACGAACCAGAAAGAAAAGACAAUGCAAGACAUUGUGUAGAAAGAAAGACUACACACUUGUAAAGAAUGUAAACAAACAAAAACCUUAAAAGAAUGUUUUUUUUUUUUUAUAUGCAAUCUCGUGAACCUUUUUGGGUGGAUCUCAAAGGCUAUUUUGAGGCCUGGCAAUCUCAUUACUUUUUAACCUCUUGGUUUUUUACAUUUAUGGUAAAACAAACCUGCACAAUCACAAUUAUGAUAAGCCAUGAUUUCCAUGAAAAACAUUCACAAUAAUGACAUAACAUUUAAAGCUACCACCAAUGUAACUGUAAAAAAACACACAAAAAAUAA
Messenger RNA from Pelobates fuscus (common spadefoot toad), 3349 nucleotides. RefSeq names its product fibroblast growth factor receptor 3 (gene FGFR3). Gene Ontology annotation, biological process: fibroblast growth factor receptor signaling pathway; positive regulation of kinase activity; multicellular organism development. Gene Ontology annotation, molecular function: fibroblast growth factor binding; ATP binding; fibroblast growth factor receptor activity. NCBI's taxonomy places the organism in Eukaryota, Metazoa, Chordata, Amphibia, Anura, Pelobatidae. Gene Ontology annotation, cellular component: signaling receptor complex; plasma membrane. The transcript is spliced from 18 exons. The record is from RefSeq and is a predicted model, not a curated record. The coding region runs from base 221 to 2707 and encodes 828 amino acids.